UUCAGUGUUGACCCAUCACAGUUUUCUUCUUCUUGUUCUUCUGCAUGGAAACGGAAGGGAAUGAGAGCACAAGAAGGAAGACCCUUGUGGUGAGAAAACCAUGCUUCGGUCUCCCAACAGGUUGCCCUCAAUGCUUGUCUGCUUACAUCUAUCUCAAGCUUUCUCAACAUCCCUUCCACUUGGAUUUCCACUCUAACUACCCUGAUUCUGAUCAAAUUCCUUACUUUGAGAAUGGUGAUUAUGUGGCAUAUAAUAAUGAGAAGGAGGGGAUCAUUGAGUGCUUGAAAAGGGAUGUAGGUGAUUUAGAUAGUGAGGUUUGUUCACUCCCUGGUUGGAUGCCAACCAAAGUGAUGCUCACAACUUGGCUUGCUGAUGCACUUGAGUAUGAACUGUGGGUGGGAUGUGACGCUUCCUCUGCUUAUAACAUCUAUUAUUCUGAUCUUCCAUGGCCUAUUGGAAAAGUCCUGUUUUGGAAGAAAGUUCACUGGGUAAAGCAGAAACAUGGGAUAACUAAAGACAAUGGUGAAGUAAAGGAAGAAGAGAUUUAUGGGAGAGCAAAAUCUGCAUAUGAUGCUCUGUCAAUUUGGUUAGGGGAAGGAAACUACUUAUUCGAAAACAGGCCAUCAAGCUUGGAUGCUAUUUUUCUUGCACAUGCAUUAGUCGUUCUUCAAGCUUUACCUGAAUCGUCAAUGCUUCGGAUCAAUCUUUUGGAACAUGCUAUUUUAGUGAGAUAUGUGCAACAAUGUAAGACAGAACUUAUAGAAGCUGGUUCAUUUUCUUCCAGUGAUCCAUAUUUUCAUGCAGAUGCAUCAUCAUCAGCUUCCAGAGGUCGUUCAACUUCAAGUUCAAAGCCCAAGAGCAAACCCAAAAGGGAGAAAACAAAGGAGGAGAAAACAUUUAGAAGAAGGGCCAAAUAUUUUGUGGUAUCACAACUGGUUGCAGUUGCUCUUUUCCUCAGUAUCACGUCUGGAUUUGGUAAUAAUGGUGAUGUGGAGAUCGAUGAUGGUUUUACAGGCUAUGGUUAUGAUGAUUAAAAUGCGUUCAUUUGUUUAUAUUCCUUUCAAUAACAAAGCCUAGGCUGAUUGCACCUUGUAAGAUUGUGUAUGAUACAAAUUUAAGAGUUAGGUAGUGUUUGGUUGAAGAUUUAUUUUGGGAUUGAUGGGAAAGUGUGAGUGGAUAUUGGAAAAUACCAUGUUUGGUUCAGGUUUUUUCAAAAAAUACUAGGCAAAUAGAAUAGAUGGGAAAAUGACUUUUGUGUUGAUUUUUUGAUGAAAUUCACUGUUACAGAAUACCACUUGAGAUGUGGU
This is a messenger RNA of Gastrolobium bilobum, 1307 nucleotides long. RefSeq names its product mitochondrial outer membrane import complex protein METAXIN-like. The record is from RefSeq and is a predicted model, not a curated record. Bases 45 to 1034 code for a protein of 329 amino acids. The transcript has 6 exons. Lineage: Eukaryota; Viridiplantae; Streptophyta; Magnoliopsida; Fabales; Fabaceae.